Messenger RNA from Rodentolepis nana, 777 nucleotides. Lineage: Eukaryota; Metazoa; Platyhelminthes; Cestoda; Cyclophyllidea; Hymenolepididae. The record is from the annotation of a GenBank genome assembly.
AUGUCAGCAGAUUUAAUAAUCAACCGAAAAUUCGAGAAUCUACAUCAGGAACUAGAUUGCUUAAGAGGACGUGAAGUUAAUCCUUCUAUUGAUAUCGAUCUUCCUACUUAUGCAGUCGAUUACGCGAUUAUUAGCGCAAUAAAACGCGACUCGGCAUCAUAUUUGUCGGAUUAUUUACGAAAACACUCGUCAAUUAUUUGCAGGUUCUUCUACCAGGAGACCGGCGUGCCACAAAAACCAGCGAGAAAGAUUAUUACCAUCUGUCCUCUCCUUUAUUAUGCCCUUCGCAACAAUGCCCUCGAAUGCAUCCGAACUUUAAUGCAGCGUGGAGCUUCGGCUUUUCAACCUUCCUAUGUUAUCGAAUGGACAGUUACACGAGAUGGUGACUCGAAAAUUGAAAUUGUGGAAAAAAAGACUAUUGCGUGGCUAGCGGAGCUCUUUCUGGGCAACGAAAUAGUAUACUCUGCAAAAGUUUUAGCCCACUUUAAAAAAUCCAAUGUGGAUUUCGUGAAACCACUAGAGACUCGAGUACAAAAACUUAAUCUGAAGAAUCCAAGUCCUACAAAAAAAAUUCAGUAUAAUGAUGUUUGGCAUUGUAUUGAGAAGACUGUCGAGAAAAUUUGUCCACUAGAAGACCUUCCUUAUCGUAAAGGGAUUAUAAAGAAACUCCGUUCAAGCUUUGCCAUGGAUACUUUAGAUGAUAUCAUUAAGAAGCGUGACAUUGUAGAAAAGAAGAAAGUUACAAAAGAACAGCACGAAAAGGCACAAGAGGUUUAG